CGAGCUGAGGGACGGCGGGGACGGGUCCGGAUCUCCGGUCCUGGCGCCCGGCGGCGCUACUGAGAGGGCGGGCGAGGCGCGGAGCGCUGCCCAGCUGGGGGCCACCCCGAGCGCUCAUUCUCGGGGGACUUGGCCGAGGAACCGCGUUUGAGGGAGGGAGCGAGAGAGCAGGACCUUGGAGCUCAAAAGGUGCUGAAGAAGGGAGCCCCUGGCCCGCUUGGCUGCUGAGGCCGAGUGCAGCCAUGGCAGGGCGUGGCUGCCUGGGGCUGGAGCUGUUCUGCUGGGCCUUGCUUGCCGCUCCCGUGGGCCCCCAGCCUGCCCCCUCUGUCCCAGGUGCCCUUACCACGCUGACUCCACCGCCUCAGAGCGAGGCCUCCAUGCUGUCUCUCAACCUGGGACUAAACUUCAAAUUCCAUCUUCGGGGACCUGCUGCUGUCUGGGGAAACCCUGUCACAGAGACCCAGGCUCUUUCUCCUGGAGCCCAGGAGCCAGGGGAAGAGGUGGCCAGUGGGCUGAGGACUGACCCCCUUUGGGAACUGCUGGUGGGCCCCCCUGGGAACUCUCCUUCAGAAUGGGGCUCUGCUGAGGGCAGCUCUACGCCCUGGGCCUCCUCCCUGUCUCCUGAGUCCACAUCCCCCCUCUCUGGGCCCACCCACCGUCCAACUACUCCCUAUCAGCCCAGGAUGGCCACUGUGACCUGGGCCACUGCUCUGACGGCGACAGCACCACCAUCCAGUGUUCCCAGGUCCCAUCAUAGCGAGCUGGAGCUGAAGUUCGAUGUGGCGUUGAGAGCAGGUGCAGCCCCGACACUGGGGCAUCGAACGCUGCCCCUCCUGCCCAGCUUGCGGGCCAGCCUGGCAGAGAUUGCUGGGCGCCUGGGACCCUUCGGGUUCUUUGGCACUACUCUGUCCCCACUCCGCAACUUCUCAGGCCUGAGCCCCCGAGACAUAACAGCAUCCCCAAACUCUCCCUCCAGAGUGUCAGAUUCUCCAGGGUUUUUUGGCACUACUCUGUCCCAGUCCCUACCCUCUCUGGAGAGGAAACUCUCAAGCCCAAGCCUACUGGACCAGGCUGCUUUCCUAAGCACUGCUUCAACUGGGACAACACCAGGGCAACAUGACCCCACCAUGCCCACCUCUGGCCCAGAGGACGGCUCUCCUGCCAGCCUUAGGAACCCUCCAGCGCAGCCGGAGUGCGGGCCAGAGACUUGCAGCAUGGACGAGGGUGAGCUGCCAGAUCCGGAGGUGCAGCCUCCGGCCUCCCCACGGCCCCUCUUCUUCCUGACCCUGGAGGCCGACUGGGCAGAAGCCCGGGCUCGCUGGGGGCUGGCCUGGGAGGCCCACGUGUACGGGGCAGGUGCGCUCUUCGGCCUCGUGGCGUUGCUGGCCCUGCUGGCUCUGGCCCUCUUGCCCUGGCGCUGCCCGCCUGGCGCCCCCUGCCUGGCGCUGCUGGAUCUGCUGCUGCUCUCGGCUGGGACCACUCGCGCCUUCCCGCUCUUCUACGACGCCUAUGGGCACCGAGAGCGGCUGCCGGCGCUCGCCUGGUUGCUGCUGCAGGACCUUCCUCUGCCCUGCCUGGCCUCUGGCCUGGGGCUGGCCUGCCUGCUGCUGGCCCGGCCUCGCCCCCCGCGGCUGCAUGCCCUCCUUGCCGCCCUGCUGUCGGGGCUGCUGCUGGCGCUGUCUUGCUUCCGGGGUCGGCGACGGCGGGCUGGGGCGCCCCUGGGCGGGUCUGGCUUCAAGGGAGCUACCCCGGUCCCGCAGGCGCGCAGCCCUUUCGCCCCGCGGGAGUCCUGGCGGCGCGCGGCGCGCACCGCCCCGGUGGCAGGCACUUUCGGGCUGCUGAGCGGAGCUCUGCAGGGCUACGAGGUUCUACACGCCCUGGGCUACGGCGGCCAACCUGGCCUGGAGGGGCCCUGGCCUUGGUGGGCUUUCCAGCUGGGUCUGCGCCUGGGUGAAGUGGGCGUCGCCCUCCCCUUGGCGCUGCUGGGCCUCUACCCCGCGCUCUGCAGCCCCCGCAUGCCGCCGCGCUGCUGGGCCAAGAUCUUCCGUUUGUCCCCGGGCCACGCCGCCCCCCUAUUGCCCGGAGGCUGGGUCACCGCGCCCCAGGACAAGGAGCCCCUCGGUAGCGCUAUCGCUCGUGGCGACGCGGAGCUGCUGCAGCUGUGCGCCCUGGCAGGGCCGGGCCCCGACCUGCUCCUUCAGGGCGGUGGCUGCCCCGGCUUCGAAGGCGCCGAGGACAACCCGGUACAGUCCCCGGCCUCCUCCCCCGGCAGCGACUGCACCGUGGACUUCCGCCCGCCCUCCCCGAUCAACCUUCGGCGCAGCAUCGAGGAGGCGCUGUGCAGCGAGGCGCUUCUGGCUCCUGGCCUCUUCCGGGGCCCUGCCUUUGGGGAAACCUUGCCUGGGCUCGGCCUCUAUCGCACCUCUUCGCUGGGAACCAAGACCAGGGCUGGGCUCAGUGGAAGGUCGGAGGAAGCCCCCAGCUCCCAGGCACCUCCGGAGCUCCCCUCUCCUGGGGCUUGGCCCGCGGGCAGUAGCGCCUCAUCUGGCUCCCUGUAUGGACUAUCGCGGGACAGCUCGUCCAUGCUGUUGUGUUCCAGCCCGGACAGGCCUCUACGUUGUCCGCUGGUUUGUGUCCUCAGUCCCCCGCGCCCCUCUGGAAGCAGCCUUAGCCUCCAGGCCUCAGGAUCCUACCAGGCCCUGUCUCCACCCUCCCACGACUCCCCAGAGCCUGCCCCUGAGCUGCAGGCUGAGGAGGCCUUGCUCCAGGAGCAGUUCCUGGAUGCUUGUCGACAAAUCGAUGAGCUGAGCGUGGGUAGCGACACCAUAGACCUCUGAUAAGGCGGGCACUUCACUGCUUUGCCACUGUACAUCCCUCUCCAGCGCCUGCUCUGUCUGAGACCUGCACACUGUAACCCUGCCCCAAUCCUGCCUGGCUCAGAUACCUCUCCCCACUUUCCUCCCCCAUCCAGAGGUCCCUGGGUGGUGGGUCAGCAGCCAGGCUCUGUUGAUUGGGAAUUAGUGCCACCUUCUCUGGAGCCCUGGGCACUAAUGCCCUCAGCUACAAUUUUAGGCUCCCAGGGGUCCCACUUUCCUUGGCCUUCACCAGCAAUAAAGCUCCAAGGUGCUCCACUCUGAUGAGUGAGAGGGGCUGUCCUCAGAAGACCUGGGGCCCUGCCUUGGCCCCAUACCCACCUCUGCCAGGCGCAGGAGUCCCACCCCUGUGGUGAGACUCCUUGUCCUCUAUGGGACCGUUCCCCACAGAAGGCUUCACAGCCCAUUCAGGAGAACUUACAGCAGGUGGGUGGGAGGCAAAUGCUUUCAGAGUUAAUUUAUCAAUAAAAUAUUUUCA
Molecule: messenger RNA, 3351 nt
Organism: Chinchilla lanigera (long-tailed chinchilla)
Lineage: Eukaryota; Metazoa; Chordata; Mammalia; Rodentia; Chinchillidae
Gene: Prrt4
Product: proline-rich transmembrane protein 4
Exons: 6
Coding region: 243-2837 (864 amino acids)
Source: RefSeq, a predicted model, not a curated record